GUGGAAACAAAUUAAGUCUCUAUAUAAAGAAAACAAGUUUUAAAAAAUAUGAACAGACGUGGCCGUUAUUAUCUUCAGUAAAUUUAUUAUUUGACAAAAGUAUCAAAAACCAUGAAAAGAUUGAAAUGAGCCUCCUUUUUUCAGAUUUACAACAAAAUUAAUGUCUGAUAUGAAUAUAAAGGCUGUUCAAACAUGAAUCUGUCCUUAUUACCAACCAAUAAAGUUUUUAAUCGCAUAUCUCUUAUUCAAAGAAAAAGUAAAACGUACUAAAAGUGAAGAAUGUCCUUCAUUAAGUCUCAUCCUAUGAGAAAAAGUGUUUCUCUGCAGUUCAACAUUUACACAUCUGUCUCUGAUGUUCACAGAUGCAGAGGUCUCCUGUAAGUUUGGACAGAGCUGCAUUUUACCCUGCAGGUUUACACCUGGAGAUGAUCCUGUUAUUCACUGGUUUAAGCUGGGACCAAAAAUGACUUGGGUUAACUCCUACUAUGACAACAAGGACCAACUGCAAUACCAGCACCAGAGGUUUAGAGGAAGAAUGUCUCUGUUCCAGGAUCAGAUCUCCAAAGGAAACGCCUCCCUGCAGCUGACAGGAGUGAUGGUUCAGGAUGAAGGAAGAUAUCGAUGUUACACCAGCACCAUCACUGAAACAGGAGAAUUCUACAUCAACAUGAAGGUUUACGCUCCACCUCAGAAGAUCAACAUGAAGCAGACGGAAAACCAGAUCAUCUGCAGCUCAGGUGGGAUCUAUCCUCAACCUGAUCUCAGCUGGUCCAUCAGUCCUCCAUCCAGCAGAACCUUCCAGAACACAACCAGAGUCCAGAAGACUGAAGAACUUCUUUACAACAUCAGCAGCUCUCUGACUCUUUCAGACGGUGAAGAUGACCUGGACUACAUCUGCACCAUCAGCACUCCAUCAAACCAGAGGAGAGCUUCAUGGAGGAGAGGACCUUCAGUGAAGAUCAUCUCUGGAGAAGCAACCAUCUCCUGCUCUGCCUCAGACUCCUCCCUCAAAGGCUUCAGUCUGGUUUGGAGCUUCAAUCAGAAUCAGAUGAUUGUGACCAAGAAAGAGGAUGAUGAGCAGAGAGUGUCAGAGGAGUGGAAGCAGCAUGUGAAGGAUGUAUCAGAGUCAGGCAGACUCACACUGCAGCACUUAUCUGCAGAUCAUGAGGGAACAUACACAUGUGAAGUCAGCAAGGAUGAGGAGACCAACAUCACUCAAGUCUCUCUGAGUCCAGCUGAGGAAUCAAAUGCAGAGGUCUCCUGUCAGUUUGGACAGAGCUGCAUUUUACCCUGCAGGUUUACACCUGGACAAAGUCUAAUCAUCCACUGGUAUCAUAUGACACCAACACAGACUGGAGUUCACUCCUACUAUGACAACAAGGACCAAUGGGGACACCAGGACCAGAGGUUUAGAGGAAGAAUGUCUCUGUUCCAGGAUCAGAUCUCCAAAGGAAACGCCUCCCUGCAGCUGACAGGAGUGAUGGUUCAGGAUGAAGGAUCAUAUAAAUGUUUCACCAGCACCAUCACUGAUGGAGGAGAAUUCUACAUCAACAUGACGGUUUACGCUCCACCUCAGAAGAUCAACAUGAACCAGAUGGAAAACCAGAUCAUCUGCAGCUCAGAUGGGAUCUAUCCUCAACCUGAUCUCAGCUGGUCCAUCAGUCCUCCAUCCAGCAGAACCUUCCAGAACACAACCAGAGUCCAGAAGACUGAAGAACUUCUUUACAACAUCAGCAGCUCUCUGACUCUUUCAGACCGUGAAGAUGACCUGGACUACAUCUGCACCAUCAGCACUCCAUCAAACCAGAGGAGAGCUUCAUGGAGGAGAGGACCUUUAGUGAAGAUCAUCUCUGGAGAAGCAACCAUCUCCUGCUCUGCCUCAGACUCCUCCCUCAAAGGCUUCAGUCUGGUUUGGAGCUUCAAUCAGAAUCAGAUGAUUGUGACCAAGAAAGAGGAUGAGGAGCAGAGAGUGUCAGAGGAGUGGAAGCAGCAUGUGAAGGAUGUAUCAGAGUCAGGCAGACUCACACUGCAGCACUUAUCUGCAGAUCAUGAGGGAACAUACACAUGUGAAGUCAGCAAGGAUGAGGAGACCAACAUCACUCAAGUCUCUCUGAGUUUAGGAAAUUUUCUUGUCACCAUCAUCAUCAUCAUCGUAGUGGUUAUAGUUAUUGGGGUCGCUGCUGCUGUAAUCUAUCUGGUGAUUUAUAGCAGAAAAAAAGACACGGAGUGAUAUGACAAAAAUCCUUCUUCAUGGAGUCAAUCCUGUAAGUGUGUCUGUUUGCUGCCUUGUUCACAGGUUUGUGUUCAGUUUUUGCUCAGACAGCAGAAUCUGAAAUGCAGAUCUAGCAGAUGACCUUUAGGUGACAGAGGUCAGCUGCAGGUCUGUGGGCCUGCUUUCAACAAACACUCUCAUCAGCUUCAUGACUGCAGUUCAGCUUCAUUUUUCCUCAACAGUCUUUGAGCUUCAGCUGCUCUGACUUUGAGGCUCCAGAGUCUCCAGAAGAUGAAAAAGGACUGAAAUGGAGCUGAGCUGCAAAACUGCAGAAAAAGACAGAAAGAAAGAUGGAUGGAUGUGUUGAAAGUGUCAAAGCAGAGCAGAAUCCCAGCUUGUGUUUGAUCCAGGAGAAAAUGUUGGACCAUCAGGAAUGUUUGGACUCAAGUCUUCCAUUGAAAAACUAAACAUGGAUUUUCUGAAAAUCUUUCCAUCCAAACUGGAAACACAAACCACUGAACAACUUCUGGUUCAGGUUUCAUCCAGCUUACAAGUUUCUUUCUAGUUUGGAAUCAAUGUGAAAAAGAGACAGUGAGCAGAAAAUGUGCAGAAGUUUCUGAACAGAAUAGAGAAUGAUUCUAAAAGAUCAGAAUAGAAUAAAAUCUCACUUUUUAUCACA
Molecule: messenger RNA, 2891 nt
Organism: Oryzias latipes (Japanese medaka)
Lineage: Eukaryota; Metazoa; Chordata; Actinopteri; Beloniformes; Adrianichthyidae
Source: RefSeq, a predicted model, not a curated record